AUGACAGUGGUAAUGUUGUUAGUGCUAUUAGCAAUAGUAUCUGCUUCAAAGUACGAUACUUCCCCGAAGAGACUUAAAAGAGCUCAAGCGGAUGGUGGAAAGUUUUUUGUUAGAUACUAUGCGCCGUGGUGUGGGUAUUGCCAAGAAAUGAGUCACGACUUCAAGAAGUUGGCGAAAGAACUACAAAGUUCAUCUGUUACUGUGUGUCAAAUCGACUGUGAGAGAUAUCCGGAUUAUUGUGAGAAAGCGGGCGUUGAUGGAUUCCCAACCAUGAAAAUGUACAACGGAAAUGACUUACUAUCCGACUAUAAUGGCGAGAGAAAGUACGAAUCUAUGAAAGCGUUUUUAAAUGAUUACCUUCAAUAA
This is a messenger RNA of Entamoeba invadens IP1, 366 nucleotides long. Its product is annotated as protein disulfide isomerase, putative. Gene Ontology annotation, biological process: protein folding. The record is from RefSeq and is a predicted model, not a curated record. Gene Ontology annotation, molecular function: protein disulfide isomerase activity. The coding region runs from base 1 to 366 and encodes 121 amino acids. The transcript is spliced from 2 exons. Gene Ontology annotation, cellular component: endoplasmic reticulum. NCBI's taxonomy places the organism in Eukaryota, Evosea, Mastigamoebida, Endamoebidae.